Molecule: messenger RNA, 3094 nt
Organism: Salvelinus fontinalis (brook trout)
Lineage: Eukaryota; Metazoa; Chordata; Actinopteri; Salmoniformes; Salmonidae
Gene: sh2d4ba
Product: SH2 domain containing 4Ba
Exons: 8
Coding region: 253-1626 (457 amino acids)
Cellular component (GO): cytoplasm
Source: RefSeq, a predicted model, not a curated record
AAGAUGGCACCUGCGUUUUGUUCUGGUGCUGGAUCCAGUAUGAUGGUGAGAGAACAAGGAAAAGGAACAAGGAUCUGAACUCUACAGCCCAGUCGGGUCUCUGAGGACUGUAUGAACACAUAGAUGGAGGGAAUGACACUUGUCUUCAAUAUGAAGUGAACUGAUAAAAGGGGUUCAUGGCCCCCUAACCCUCACCUAACCCCACCUUGGUUAACAGAUCUCUUGGGUGUUUGGAAGCUUUGUGUUGCCAAGAUGAUGCAGCAGAUUUUGAGGGACAUGUACAUCGAUCCGGACCUGCUGGCGGAGCUCAACGAGGAGCAGAAGCAUAUCCUAUUCUAUAAGAUCCGCCAGGAGCAGGUGAGGCGCUGGGAUGAGAGGGAGAACCAAGAGAACCAGGAGAACCCUGAGAACCAGGACCAGGGGAAGAAGGGCAGCAGGAGAAGUAUCCAGUGGCUGCAGGGCUACGAUGGGGAUGUGUGGGUGUGGGUGAUGGGCGACGCUCCUGGGGAUAAGCCUUAUGAGGACAUCAUCAAGGAGCUGAUGGGGGAGAAAGCCAGACGGCAGGCUCAGCAGGAGGCCAAGGAGCUCUGGCGAACCAAAGAGGCUGAGAUUGAGGAGAAGUUCCGGGAUGCUAUGGCAAAGGAGAAGGCCCGUUUUGUGGCAGGGAAGUGGAAAGAAGAAACGGAGGACAGGAAGGCUGCCAAGCAGGAAGAGGAACACAUCCAGGAGGCUCUCAAGAAACGAGAGGAGGAGGAGAGACAGCAAGGUGAGGAGGAGAUAAAACGUGCAGAGGAGAAGAGAGCGAGGGAGCUGUAUAUCUCCCUGGAGCAGGAACAGAGAAGGAGUGAGAAGGAUGACAAGGAAUGGGAGGAGCAACUGCGGCGCUCUAAGAUGGCUGACCAGGAGAUGCAGAGAAAAGCAAGGCGGGCACGGGAUGAGUACAAGCGCCAGUCCCUGCGGGCUAUAGAGAAGGGCCGUGUGGCAGGGCUCAGUGGGCUGUUCCAGCAGGGCCCAAUGGUGGGGAACGGACCAACAGCAGCCCCCUUCAGGAGAUACAGCAACGUGCUAGAGUCCUCCUCCUCCACCACCCACCGCCCCGGCCUCCAGCCUGCUGCUCCUCCACUGUACCGCCGCAGACAGAGCCAAAGGCACAGCACCAUUGUUACACAGCCACUGAUGGACAGUCCUGCCUGGGUGAGAGCCCCCCGGCCCAGCUCCAGAGAGUGUGUUUUGCUGUGGUUCAAAGAAGAGCAGACGCCCAAACAGGCUGGCUAUGAGCGCAACAGCACCACCAUCGCCCCCUGGUUCCACGGUCUGAUUUCCAGACAGGAGUCAGAGACCUUGCUGAUGAACGCAGCAGAGGGCUCCUUCCUGGUGAGGGUGAGUGACAGGAUCUGGGGCUACACGCUGUCCUAUCGCACGGCCGACGGCUUCAAACACUUCCUGAUCGACGCAUCAGGAGACUACUACAGCUUCCUGGGUGUGGACCAGAACCGCCACGCCACCCUGGCUGACCUCAUCGACUUCCACAAGGAGGAGGUGAUCACCACAUCAGGAGGAGAGCUUCUGCAGGAGGCAUGUAAACAUACAGUCUCAGCCACGGACUAUGGGGGGCUCUUCCAAUGACCCCCCCCCCCCCCCUCUACACACUGUCAGGUCACUAUGAACCCCUUUCUGCUCCCUGCAAUGUUACUUUGACCUCCCCCCACUGGAUUCCCACAGUGAGCUCAGUCUUUCUCCAGGCAUGGAGCCAUGUCUUCAGACUCUAACCAUUCCACAGGACUGUCUACAAACAUCCGUUCCCCCAGUAGCAUCUUGCAUGCGCCUCGCCACUAGCUGUUGCAGUGGGGAAUUAUUGGUAAACAAAUUGCUGCUACAAGCUGUUUGGAAACUGGAAACUGUCUAACACGAGAGAGGAGUGAGCCAUUGAGAUAUACAUUGUUUCUACCUGAGAAGUUACACAACUGUUGAGCAACAGUGCAAUUCAGGACAAGAUCAAGCUCUUAGGGAAAGAGCAGACUGUGUACGCGGGUAAGUAGACAGACACCAGAGGCAACAAGGAACAGAGGUGGAUUGUUAAAAGUGUCUCGCAUCUGUCAAACACUCUUUUUGACACUAUUUCUUGUUGAAGACAAAGAUUCUCACUUUGUACUUAUGCAAACUUAUGAUGAGAGAAAGAGCUACUUCCCCACUUGAGACACAAAACACAUUCAGAUUAAACAAAGGUUGUCUCAGAUGUUAUGCUUUUAGGGAGUACUAAAGCUUCAAAGUGGAGUCAUAGAGGACUUGUUUUUAUGCACUCAUUCCUAUUGGGAAUCUGUUGUCAUCCUGAUUGGGCUUUGUUCCUGGGCAAGACUGCAGUUGAAGGAGAGAAUUUGCAUAGAAAUCACUGACAUACAAAUUACAUAUACCGAAUGAAUGCACAUCCUCCUCCCAGUUAAAGGUACUAUAAGAAGGAAGUAUUCAUAAGUCCUUGAGGUCCACCCAUCUUUAAAAUGAAUGGAGCAACUGCCCUCCUGUUCAUGAUACAAGACUAGUGCUCUCGCAGCACUGACAGCUUUUUCCAUGCAAGUGAUAGCCUCACUGCACCCGAGUGGGUAACCAGAGCUCUUCUUUUCCAACGGCCAGAAUCAUUCAGCAGUUAGAACAGCCAAUACUAAACAGCACUAUGCUAAUGCCGCCACCCCCCAGUUAACAUAAUCAACACACACUCCCACCCACCCCGCAAACACACACAGUCAAUUAUAAGCUCAGGUUUCCACAACACUGGGACGCAGCAUUUUCCUGGCUAGUAUAGAUAGGCUGCUGUAGUAACGCAGCAAGAGAGAUUGUUGUGUGGCAGGCAGCCUUUGUCCAGCUUUAGGUGUCAGUUUCUCAGCAGUAGGUCCAGCAUUAAUCAGUGAGCUGGGUGGUCAGUCUGUUUAGAGCAGCCAGUAAGUAGUCAGCCACAGACACAAAGCUACACUGAAUAUCAACUUCAUCAGUCUGUCACUCAUCAACCUGUGGAAAACAGAAAAAAAAGGUCCCGUGGGCAUCAAAGAUGAAAUUGUUCCUACUACUUUGCCCCAAAAACAAUAAAACGCUUUGUCUAAUA